GAGACCCACCCGGGCAUCGUGAGGAUGAAAGCCCUGGCCCGUAGUUAUGUGUGGUGGCCGGGCAUGGAUGAGGAGAUAGAGGGGUGGGUGAGGAGGUGCCAACCCUGCCAAGAAUCCCGGCCCGAUCCCCCAUCAGCCCCGGUCCACAGAUGGGAGUCUAACAGGCGACCAUGGUCCCGCCUCCACUUAGAUUUUGCAGGCCCGUAUCAGGGCCAAAUCUUUUUUAUACUUGUGGAUGCCUACACAAAAUGGCUGGAGGUGAUUCCAGUAGCCUCGACCUCCACAGCAGCAGCCGUCCGGGCACUCAGGAGGGUCCUAUGCACGCACGGGAUCCCAGACACCCUGGUGACGGAUAACGGUACUGCAUUCACCUCCCGGGAAUUCCGGGAGUUCACGGAGAGGUACCUCAUACGACACAUAAGAUCCGCACCCUUCCAUCCGGCCACCAACGGCCAAGCAGAGCGGAUGGUGCGGACCACCAAGGAAGCACUGGGGAGAAUAGUACAAGGGGAUUGGGACCACCGCCUCUCAGCCUUCCUGUUCCACAACAGGAUCACCCCAAACCCUAUAACGGGAUCCAGCCCCGCAGAACUGCUUAUGGGGAGGAAACUGACAACACGCCUAGACAGGCUGCAC
Heteronotia binoei (common prickly gecko) is the source of this 636-nucleotide messenger RNA. RefSeq lists its product as uncharacterized. The transcript has a single exon. Gene Ontology annotation, biological process: DNA integration. The annotation marks the transcript as partial. The record is from RefSeq and is a predicted model, not a curated record. Gene Ontology annotation, molecular function: nucleic acid binding. NCBI's taxonomy places the organism in Eukaryota, Metazoa, Chordata, Lepidosauria, Squamata, Gekkonidae.